Fukomys damarensis (Damara mole-rat) is the source of this 3580-nucleotide messenger RNA. It is a transcript of the gene Pax9, whose product is annotated as paired box 9. The transcript is spliced from 4 exons. Gene Ontology annotation, biological process: anatomical structure development; regulation of transcription by RNA polymerase II. Bases 248 to 1276 code for a protein of 342 amino acids. The record is from RefSeq and is a predicted model, not a curated record. NCBI's taxonomy places the organism in Eukaryota, Metazoa, Chordata, Mammalia, Rodentia, Bathyergidae. Gene Ontology annotation, molecular function: DNA-binding transcription factor activity, RNA polymerase II-specific; RNA polymerase II cis-regulatory region sequence-specific DNA binding.
CGGAGCCGCCCGGCCCUGCUCAGCCCAGCCCACGUUGCUACUGAGAUUGAAAUGCAGAACUCAAGCCUCUUUCAUCGGGGCUCAGACUUCCUUUUACUCCUUCCUUUUGCACUCGUGCCGCCUCCCCCGGGGAGAAGCCGAGACACCGGCUGCCCGAAGCAGAGACAAGCCGGGCCACUGAGGCCGGGAGAAAAGUUUCUUUCUGGGAGUGCGGAACUGGGGCCGGGUUGGUGUGCUGCUCGGAGCAAUGGAGCCAGCCUUUGGGGAGGUGAACCAGCUGGGAGGAGUGUUCGUGAACGGAAGGCCGCUGCCCAACGCCAUCCGGCUUCGCAUCGUGGAACUGGCCCAACUGGGCAUCCGACCGUGUGACAUCAGCCGCCAGCUCCGGGUCUCGCACGGCUGCGUCAGCAAGAUCUUGGCGCGGUACAAUGAGACAGGCUCGAUCUUGCCAGGUGCCAUCGGGGGCAGUAAGCCCCGGGUCACCACCCCCACCGUGGUGAAGCACAUCCGGACCUACAAGCAGAGGGACCCGGGCAUCUUCGCCUGGGAGAUCCGCGACCGCCUGCUGGCCGACGGCGUGUGUGACAAGUACAACGUGCCCUCGGUGAGCUCCAUCAGCCGCAUUCUGCGCAACAAGAUCGGCAAUUUGGCCCAGCAAAGCCAUUACGAUUCGUACAAGCAGCACCAGCCGGCGCCACAGCCUGCGCUGCCCUACAACCACAUCUACUCCUACCCUAGUCCCAUCACGGCGGCGGCAGCCAAGGUGCCCACUCCUCCCGGAGUGCCUGCCAUCCCUGGCUCGGUGGCCAUGCCACGCACCUGGCCUUCCUCGCACUCUGUCACCGACAUUCUGGGCAUCCGCUCCAUCACCGACCAAGGAGUGAACGACAGCUCCCCCUACCAUAGCCCCAAGGUGGAAGAGUGGAGCAGCCUGGGCCGAAGCAACUUCCCAGCCGCAGCCCCGCACGCGGUGAACGGGCUGGAGAAGGGAGCCUUGGAGCAAGAAGCCAAGUACGGUCAGGCACCAAAUGGUCUCCCUGCCGUGAGCAGUUUUGUGUCCGCAUCCAGCAUGGCUCCUUACCCUGCCCCAGCCCAAGUGUCACCUUACAUGACCUACAGCGCUGCUCCUUCCGGUUAUGUCGCUGGACAUGGGUGGCAACAUGCGGGCAGCACCCCGCUGUCCCCCCACAACUGUGACAUUCCCGCGUCGCUGGCGUUCAAGGGGAUGCAGGCAGCCAGAGAAGGUAGUCAUUCUGUCACCGCUUCCGCCCUCUGAUGGGAGAUUCGUCCCCAGCGGCUGCAUUCGGGGCUCCCCCCCUCAGCACAGCCUCCCCUGCUCCCACGUUUCCCAUCCUACCCCUUCUGCCCUCCAAACCCCCUGCCUCGAGAGCUGGCUUGAUGGACUCACAUCCUUUGUGCUGAUGACACUUAAGUAUUUCUUGCCAUAACUUCUUCUUGCAGAAACCCUGACAUGACUUUAGGAUUUAAAAACAAAAGCAACAUUAAGGAUUGAAUGAAAGUUUGUGUUGCCCACACACUGUUUUAAGGUAGUGAAGAAACCUACACCCCUCAAAGGGCUUAAGGAACUUUUAAAACUAGUCUUUGGUAAAACCACACAUGUAUAUUUAUUCUAAAGCAACCUGAAUUAUUGAAACGUGCAAUUGUUGAGAUUUUGCAAAAUCAAUAAAAGAAAACACAUGUAGAAAAAAAAGUUAUGUUAUACCCUCUAAUCAAACAAGGCAACCAAGUAAGCCUUAAUUCAUCAUCAGGAAACCAAUCAAUAACUGACUUGUUUGAGUGAUCCUUUGUCUAUUUUUAAGAGACGACCUAUUUUGUUUAAAAAUAUGUGUAGAAUUCAAAGCAGUGUCUCUAUUUAGCUCCUCCUGGUGUUUUGACUUGGCUCCAAAUGCAGUAAUGUUUAUGUUUUCUAUUGGUUUGUAAAUAUGGACUCUGGAUGGUGCAUUUGUGUCUUCAUUCCGUGGGGUAUCCCCUUUCCUCCAACCCCACCCCCUCUCUGUUUCUUUCUUUCUUUCCCUGCAAAGGUGACUUUCUGACAACAUCUUUAUGUCUUUAUCUCUGUUUGGUGGUGGGCUGCUCAGGCUCUCCUGGACCUGGACUUGCCCCCAAAUUUUGUGUGCGCAGUGAAGGCUUCAGCAUCUCAUGAAGGAAAUUUUCUUUCUACAGCAGAGGACUCAAAAAGCAGAUAAAGCAAGCCAAUCUCCUAUUUUGUACCCUAAUCAAACAACACACAUGCCAAGCAUAUAAAGACAACAGGGUGAAAAAUAUCUGAACAAGAAGGCUCUAAAGGAAGUCACUUAGAAACAAGUUUAAUGUGAAAUGUUUUGCAAAGACACUUAAAAUGAACUUUCUGUUAAGAAAACCACUGUGAAACUAAAUUGUACUGUUAUUGUUGGCUUACCUGUAUGUUCAGCAGUCUCAGCCCAAAAUUACGCUGUAAUUUAAAGAAAAUGGAAUCUGCUCUAAUGAAUGUAACAAUGGCUUGCUGUGAAGUUUACAUUGUUGUACAGAAGCAUGUCUCACAUGUAGGUAGACCGAUGGUGGUAUUAGAAAUACAAAUACUAUUUAAUUUUAACAAAUUCCCUUUAUUCAUUUCUAGAAUUACAGGACACAGAUCAACAAAUCUUUCUAGACCAGCUCCUUUUUCACUUUAAUGUUAAUAAUAGAGCUGUGGAAUAUAUGUGUGUAAGCAUGUGACUAUGUGUUGUAUUUGAAAACAAUUGGUUUUCUUGGGCAAAAAUCUAGUUUUUAUCUCUUCUGUUUAGGGAGUUCUUCCUGCUUGACAAUAUAGGCUUAAAAAUACAUUUUAAGGACAGUGGUACAAUUCAUCUAUUGGAAAAUUAAUAUAUUUUAGGGAUUAUUUUUUGGUGUUAAUUCUGUGCAAUAACUAAAGGGGCACCUCACCCUCACUCAACGUGGAUGUUAAAGAUGCAUUUGUUAGGUGAUUUUGAUUUCUCUGUAUCUGUGCUGUGCACAGUGACAUGGCAAUCCAGCUCUGCCAUAUAGGUUUCAUGGCUUCAUCUAAAACUCAAAUGGCUACAUCAGCUAGUUUCUCAAACUGCCAGGAUGUAAACAGUAAGUAGAUUUCCGACACAUACACUAUGAUGGAAAAACUGCUUUUUUCAAAAGCAGAUAUUUUAUAGAGCGCUCUGAACUGCAUUUAUUUCUAAAGCAACGGAGCUUCAGUGCUACAAGUAGAGGAUUGUAACUCUAGGAGAAGAAUAAGCAGAAGGAGCAGAUAAACUCUCAGGGCCAUAGUCUUCCUUUCAUCUUGUAAAACUCAUUUGACAUCUGGAGUUCCCAGUCUGGUGAGAAAAUAGACUAUAAACCGAAUGGAACAAAGAUCCAAUCCAAUAUUUUGGUGGAGACUUUAAAACCAUACCAUACAGUGACUCGACUGACAUCCAGCAAAACUGACAUAAGGUACAGAAUUACUCUUUAUUAAAUAUUUUCAAGUGGCUAUGGGGGGGGUCUUUAAAAAAAUAACAGUUGUUUGUAUGGAAACACAACUAAAUGUUAUUUUCUUUAUCUAAAUUAAGAAAUCUCUUAUUAUUAUUUAUGA